This is a messenger RNA of Melospiza melodia melodia, 652 nucleotides long. RefSeq names its product ras association domain-containing protein 6-like. The transcript is spliced from 6 exons. The record is from RefSeq and is a predicted model, not a curated record. NCBI's taxonomy places the organism in Eukaryota, Metazoa, Chordata, Aves, Passeriformes, Passerellidae. Gene Ontology annotation, biological process: signal transduction. The coding region runs from base 1 to 630 and encodes 209 amino acids.
AUGAUCCCCGAGUUUGGCCACAGGAGGCGGGAACGGGAGAGGAUGAGGCAAGAGCGAGGUUAUGGCAAGGGUUAUCCAUGCUAUGAAAGUCACACUCUCAGGUCCAGGAGGGAGCAGGAGCUCGACUGUGCCACCCUGCCCCGCACCAGCAGCGAUGCCACGGCCGUGCGCAGGAGGACCAAGCUCCCCACCAUCACCAGGACAGAAGUAGAAACUCACAGGUUCUCUAUCAAUGGCCACUUCUACAACCACGAGACAUCCGUUUUCACUCCGGCUUUUGGGUCAGAAACCAAAAUAAGAAUCAACAGCCAGAUGAGAACCAGACAAGUGAUAGAGCAGUUGCUUCGGAAGUUUAAGAUAGAAAACAGCCCCCAUGAAUUUGCACUUUACGUUAUCCAUGCAUCUGGAGAAAAGAAGCAGCUGAGGAGUAGAGAUGUUCCCUUGCUGCACAGGCUGCUGCAGGGGCCCUCUGAGAAGGUUGCCAAGUUCUUUCUCAUGGAUAGGGACGUGGAAGAGAUCAGCAGUGAUGUGGCUCAGUACAUUUCAUUCCAUCUUCCCUUCUUGGAAUCCAUUCUGCCCAGAAUAAAUGAAGAGGAGAAGCAGGAAAUUCAACAGACAACUGCUAGGUAAACAGACACAGAAUGAGGUGUCA